Molecule: messenger RNA, 1965 nt
Organism: Nicotiana attenuata
Lineage: Eukaryota; Viridiplantae; Streptophyta; Magnoliopsida; Solanales; Solanaceae
Product: regulatory protein NPR5-like
Exons: 2
Coding region: 309-1781 (490 amino acids)
Biological process (GO): plant organ development
Molecular function (GO): protein binding
Source: RefSeq, a predicted model, not a curated record
CCCAUCCACCACCUCUCUCAAAAAAUGUAUCCACAUAGCACACAGAAACUCCAUCGAUUCGCACAAGAAAUGACUACUUUCAUCAUCUAAUAGUUGAAAUAACCAAAGAAAGAACAAUCUUCCACUAAAUGAAGUAAAGCCACCGAGCUUUUACUCUCUUCUCUUAUUCUCCUGUUAACCUUCAAAGUGUACCUCUUCUUAACAUAUACAGUAUAUCUUUUUCCUCUCUACUGUUUAAGCUAUAGAGAGAGGAGAACUGCUCUUACUUCAAACUCUAGAACUAGAAUAAGGUUGUUACUUCCCAGAAUAUGACUCUUGAAGAUUCCUUAAGAUCUCUCUCUUUGGAUUAUCUCAACCUUCUCAUCAACGGUCAAGCUUUCAGUGAUGUUACUUUCAGUGUUGAAGGUCGUCUGGUUCAUGCUCACAAAUGUAUCUUAGCUGCUAGGAGUCUUGUUUUCAGGAAAUUCUUUUGUGGGCCCGAGUCGCCUGGUGGCGGCCCGGAACCAUUAAGCUCAAGAAUGAGUUCCGCGGGCGUCAUCAGCCCGCGGGGUACAGGUGGUUUACAGGUAAUACCUGUAAACUCAGUAGGGUAUGAGGUAUUCUUGUUGAUGUUGCAGUUUUUGUACAGUGGACAAGUUUCAGUUGUGCCACAGAAACAUGAAUCAAGGCCUAAUUGUGGGGAGAGAAGCUGUUGGCAUACACAUUGUACCUCAGCCGUUGAUCUUGCACUUGACACUCUCGCAGCCGCUAGAUCUUUUGGUGUUGAACAGCUCGCUUUGCUCACUCAGAAGCAAUUGACAAGCAUGGUAGAAAAGGCUUCAAUUGAGGAUGUGAUGAAAGUUUUGAUAGCUUCAAGAAAGCAAGACAUGUCCCAACUUUGGACUACAUGUUCCCAUUUAGUUGCAAAAUCUGGCCUUCCAGCAGAAGUCUUAGCCAAGCACCUUCCCAUUGAUGUUGUAGCAAAAAUUGAAGAGCUCCGCCUCAAAUCCUCCCUAGCGCGACGAUCCCUAAUCCCUCACCACCACCACCAACACCAUCAACACGACCUUAGCACGGCUUCAGAGCUCGAGGACCAAAAAAUCCGACGAAUGAGACGAGCUCUCGACUCAUCCGACGUCGAACUUGUCAAGCUUAUGGUUAUGGGUGAAGGCCUAAAUCUUGAUGAAUCAAUUGCCUUGCAUUAUGCUGUCGAGAAUUGCAGCCGGGAAGUUGUUAAGGCGCUCCUCGAGCUCGGUGCAGCCAAUGUAAACUACCCAGCCGGGCUAGCGGGCAAAACCCCACUUCACAUUGCAGCUGAAAUGGUGUCUCCGGACAUGGUGGCUGUUCUAUUAGACCACCAUGCCGAUCCAAAUGUACGAACGGUGGAUGGGAUCACUCCACUCGAUAUUCUCCGAACCCUAACAUCAGAUUUUCUAUUCAAAGGAGCUGUCCCUGGACUCAAUCACAUUGAACCAAAUAAGCUAAGACUUUGCCUCGAACUUGUUCAAUCAGCAGCCAUGGUGAUUUCUCGAGAGGAAGAAAAUGCAAACAACCCAACUUCCACAGCAGUAUAUCAACCCAUAAAUGAAGAUCACAGCACAAGCAAUGCUAGCAAUAUGGGAAACCUGAACUUGGAUUCAAGAAUGGUGUAUUUAAAUCUUGGUGCAACUUCUUCAGCUCCUCAUCAAAUGGGGUGUAAAAUGAACGAGGGAGAUAAUGAUAGCAGCCACAACAACAAACAGAAUCGGCACAGUGGCUUUGACCCAUCAUCAAUGUACCACCAUUCUCAUCAUGAAUAUUAAGCUAAAUUUCUCUCCAUUCUCUCCACCAUUACUACAUCUUUUGUCUCUUCUCCUUUUCUUUUUCUUCUAGAUAGAUAAAAAUAUCUAUGAUCCAUAUGAAACGAAGUGGGAAUGCAAUGCAAAUUCUGAUGAUCAUGAUUUUGUAUUAUAUUAUGGAGUAAGUAUUAGUGCAUCCGUUCCAAUU